Molecule: messenger RNA, 759 nt
Organism: Aspergillus versicolor CBS 583.65
Lineage: Eukaryota; Fungi; Ascomycota; Eurotiomycetes; Eurotiales; Aspergillaceae
Product: SDR family NAD(P)-dependent oxidoreductase
Exons: 3
Coding region: 1-759 (252 amino acids)
Molecular function (GO): oxidoreductase activity, acting on the CH-OH group of donors, NAD or NADP as acceptor
Source: RefSeq, a predicted model, not a curated record
AUGUUCUCCCUAAAGGGGAAAACAGCCAUAAUGACCGGAGCCACUGGAGGUCUGGGCUCAUCAAUGGCACUCGCUCUAGCAAAAGCAGGAGCAUCUAUUGUGUCCAUCGAGCUCCCGGACGAUCCUAACGCUGGCAACCUUGCCAAAGCCAUCAGCGACGCUGGGAGCAGCCUGCAUGCAUUCUACUGUGAUGUCGGGAACGCAGAGCAGCUCCGUGCUUGCUUUGCGCAGAUCUGGGAUGCUGGGGCUGUGCCUGAUAUCCUGGUUAAUAGUGCUGGUAUUGCGCGGCGGAAUAAGUGUGAGGAUGCGACUGAUGCUGAGCUUGAUUUGCUGCUUGAUAUCAACGUCAAGUCGUUCUACAUCGCAUGCCAGGAGUUUGGCAGGCGGUUACUGUCGCUGGACCGGCCGGGGAAGAUCAUCAACAUUGCCUCGGUGACUGCGUUCCAGGCGAACAAGAACACGAGCAUCUACUCGGCGUCCAAGGGGGCGGUGGUGCAAAUGACCAAGGCGUUUAGCAAUGAGUGGUCGAGCAGGGGGAUCCAGGUCAAUGCGAUAUGUCCGGGAUGGAUGAGAACGCCCAUGACGGAGGUUUAUGCUGCUGACGAGGCCGUCUCGUCGUAUCUGAUGUCGAGGAUUCCCAUGGGACGCUGGGGAGAUGCGACGGAGUUGAAUGCGGCUGCUCUGUUUCUUGCAGCGCCGGGCAAUAGUUUCACUACGGGGGCGUCAGUGGUUGUUGACGGAGGGUUCUGCGGAAAGUGA